GCAUAGGUGCUGUGUCUAACAUCUAGCUUUUGUGCUUGUUGUUGUUUAUCGUGGUGUUGUUUAUCAUAUUUCGUGAUGCCUUUCGAGCUGUGAAGGAAGGCUAGGGGCAGACAACGGUGGACAGCAGUGUUGUCCAGUGAAGCUCAUGGACGUAGCUUCAUGGCACAGUCAUACCCAUACGAUGCCAAGACUGACGUAUACGGAUUCGAGCGUCCAGAUGACUUCGACUACAAAAGCUACAAUGAAUUUUUUGCAAACUACCUUAGCGUGCUUUAUCGACGAGGUCGAAAGUGGAACUACCUUAUUAGCAAGGAUCGUCCCAUCAAAAAGGGAUGGAAAGUGAAGCGCUAUGUUCGCAAGGGGAUUCCAAAGGAGCAUCGCAAGCAGGUAUGGAUGAUAAUCUCCGGAGCACAGACACUUCGAGAUCUGCAGCCGGGACUGUAUCGCACCCUUUUGCAAACUCACUGGCAGCAAGAAAUUGUCGAGUCCAUACGAAUUGACGUCCCGAGGACGUUCCCGGACAACAUUUUCUUCCGCAACGAGCACGACGGGAACAGGCUGGCUCUGUUUGACAUCCUUGCAGCUCACGCACAUCACCAAGAUUCUCCUGGUUACUGUCAGGGUCUCAACUUUGUCGCCGGCUUGUUGCUGCUCACGACGGAAGAUGCGGAGGUCACCUUCUGGUUGUUGCACGUGAUGGUCACGCAGAUACUACCUGACUAUUACACAAACGACAUGUUGGGGCUGCUGACUGACAUUGAGGUACUAGCGGAAUUAAUAAGCAUGAAAGCCCCGCCAGUCUACGAACACCUGCGAAAACAUGGGGUUUCGUGGGCGCUCCUCACCACCAAAUGGUUUGUCUGUCUCUUUGCGGAGGUCUUGCCUAUUGAGACAGUGCUGAGGAUCUGGGACAGCCUUUUCUACGAGGGAUCGAAGAUCCUGUUUCGUGUUGCAAUCACGCUCAUUAUCAUUAAUCAAGAUCGGAUCUUGGCAGCUCCAGGGUUUACGGAGAUCACUACGGUGUUUAAGGACAUCACCGGAGGGUAUGAAGUGAUCAACUGCCAUUCCUUUAUGCAGGCCAUAUUCAAAAAGCCGGGCUCCAUAUCAUCGUCUCUCAUCCAACAGCUCAGAGCAAAGUGCCGGGAAAGAGUGUGUCAAGAACAGGCAAGACUCAGGCAAAGAUGAACUUGUCACCCCCGACACUGUGCCAUGCAUCCAGUGCAUUGCUCUAGUCUCUUCCAAAGAUAUUGCACGGAAUCCCAGCCCACGGUUCAUUGUAAACAUGUCAAUUACAUCAGUGCUCACAAUAAGAGAGGGCACGAGCACGCUAAUUAACUUGAUUUUACAGUGACACGUGGAUUCCAUGCACUUCGAACUGCAGCAAAUUCUGCUGGACUUGGUCGUCGGGAUGGCUCUUUACAUAAACCUGGACACCGAACGGUGUAGGGGCCAUGUGUCUCCUACUGAUUGUAGUCUUUCACUUGCAUCAAAAUUUGGAUAUUUGUGUGCUGUGCAGGACAGCUCCUGCGUAGGAUGGCAAAGCGUUGUGGAAGUUCUCCUGCGUGUCUCUUGCUUUAGCUUUUUUAAAUAAUUAGACGCGUGUUUGAUGUGGGGACAUCUUAUUCUGUUUAUGUCUAGUUGUUUGUAUUGCAAGGCGAUUGCACUUUUACUGUCGUGAAUUUCGAAAUUCCUAGUCUUUUUUUACGUCAGUGGCAUUCUUUUGUGCCAUCCUCUGCAGUGUUGCGCAUGGAUACGAUGUGGCAAUAACCUUUAAGGGGCUUUCACGAAGUGAUUUUGUCCGUACAUAUAUUACAAACAAUGGCAACUGAGUAAAGGUCUGAUAUUACUGAAAUAUGAAGAAAAACAUGAACUUCUGGCUACAAUUACAUGUACGCCUAAAAAAAGACCUGUAUUGUUCUACCAUAUGCAUGGCAUGCUCUUUGAUUCAGGUACUUCAUGUGCAUUCCAUGUUCCACUUGUAACACGUUACUAUUAAUAUGUUACGACUCCUUUACUGUCACUCAUCAAGUGCUUUUUAUAUGCUACAAUGCUUCUAGCUGGCAGCGCCUUUCUUUUGCUUUCUUUCAUGUUUUAAACCACAACUAGCAGACGUAGAAAACAGACAUACAAAUAUUGUCUUAUAUAUCUUGCCAAUAUUUGCAACUGUGAACGUCAAAUAAGCUCACUGCCAAUCAUUAUUGGUAGAGUUUUGUUGCUGCUACAUCCAAUGGGCUGCUGUUACAAGUGUUACGACAUGCAUAUUGUUUUAAUUAUCGCGGUCGGCACUGAUAUUAAAGUAAUUUUCUAUUUUUUACUUGACAAGGUUGCGGUGAACACAUUGAACCGUUUUUCAGCUUGAUCUUUCACCUGCAGUUACUGUUGAAGCCUGAUUGAACUAUCGUGAGUGAUCAAAAAUGAAUGCACCCUGGCAUGCAAAAAACGUUUCUCGCUGAAUGAAAGACUCUGUUUCCUUGACACCAACACAAAAGGAACGGGAUUCAACCGUUCCAUCAUUCGUGGUUGAUGCAUGAACGAAACUGCAAGUUGCACUUUCUCUCGUCUCUCCUCCUCAAGAAGAGUGGCAAUGUGGAGCGACCUCCCAUUGGUUUCCUCAAACGAUUCGCCCAGUCAGUGUGGGAGAUCGUUUGAGGAAGCCAAUGGGUGGCGGCCCUGCAAUGUUACGCUUCUUGAGAAUGGGCCAGUGUCAAGGUCAAGGUAACUGCAUAUUUCGUCAAGGAGAGAUUUAGUGUCCCUUUAACUCUUGUAUACUGUACGGAACUGUUACACCUUCUAAAGCUGGUAGGACGUUCAUCUGGUCACCCAGGCAACCUUGGAAGCGGAAUAACAUGGAUUAGCUGGACAGUUUCUACUUUCACAUUUUUGUGCAGUCACUUGAUUAGAACAUCUCUCUAGAAACUAAGAACUGCAGUCCAGCCUUCCUUAAUUUGCAUAAUGUGAGCCAGGAUGCUUUAGGUCAAAAUAUUUCUUUGAAACAAUACAUUUGACAGCUUUUGUAGUAGGCUAUGUUGUUGGUCAUGGAUACCUGCACUUUUCUUGUAGCAAUCAUUGUUGUACUCUCAAAUGAGCAAUAUUGCCUGGUAUUAUUAGGAUGUAUUGAACAUGGAUGGAUGGAUUUAUAUGCAAUGACGUAUUGAAUGUGCAGGAUUACGUGCACACUUUCGUGUAUGAUACUUCAGUCUGACGGAUUAUAUGUAUAGAUAAAGCUCCUUGUCUUUCAUUGUGCUUUGACGCUUAAAAUUGAGUCCACUGUUAUAACACGUGCAAGCUGUCAUAAAAGCUUGUCAAUACAAAGCCAA
Messenger RNA from Ornithodoros turicata, 3317 nucleotides. Its product is annotated as growth hormone-regulated TBC protein 1-A-like. NCBI's taxonomy places the organism in Eukaryota, Metazoa, Arthropoda, Arachnida, Ixodida, Argasidae. The coding region runs from base 160 to 1185 and encodes 341 amino acids. The transcript is spliced from 9 exons. The record is from RefSeq and is a predicted model, not a curated record.